AUGGCCCCGUGGCCCGUCCCUCCUCCGCCGCCGCCGCCGCCUCCGCCUCUGGCCGCGCCGCCGCCGCCCGGCGCCUCGGCUAAGGGGCCGCCGGCGCGCAAGCUGCUGUUCAUGUGCACCUUGUCCCUGUCCGUCACCUACCUGUGCUACAGCCUCCUGGGCGGCUCGGGCUCCCUGCAGGUCCCGCUGGCGCUGCGGGAGCCGCCGGGCGCCGCCGCCGCGCCCCCGCCGAGCCCGCCGCCGCCCUCGCCGCCGUCCCCCGCGCGCCUCGGCGCCCCCGCGCCGCCGCCGGACAACGCGAGCCGCGCGGAGCCCACCGAGCCUCCCGAGCGGCCCGCCGCCCCCGGGGCCGACGGCUGGGGGCUGGCGAGCGGCGGCGGCGGCGCCCGGGACGCCUGGCUGCGGCCCCCGCCGGACCCCAGCGAGGUGACCGCGGCGCGGGGCGAGCUGCCCGGGAGGGACCUGCCGGAGAGGGACGCGCCCGAGCCCAGCACCGCCGAGGAGGAGCUCGCGGGCCGGAGGGCGGCCAACGGGAGCGGCGAGCCGGGCGGCGCCGCCAGCACCCCGGACUACGGGGAGAAGAAGCUGCCCCAGGCGCUGAUCAUCGGGGUCAAGAAAGGGGGGACCCGCGCGCUGCUGGAGGCGAUCCGCGCGCACCCGGACGUGCGGGCGGUGGGCGUGGAGCCGCACUUCUUCGACAGGAACUACGAGAAGGGCUUGGAGUGGUACAGAAGCGUGAUGCCUAAGACUGUGGAUGGGCAGAUAACCAUGGAGAAGACACCAAGCUACUUUGUGACAAAUGAGGCGCCUAAGCGCAUCCACUCCAUGGCCAAGGACAUCAAACUGAUCGUGGUGGUGAGGAACCCUGUGACGAGGGCCAUCUCCGACUACACCCAGACCCUGUCAAAGAAGCCCGAGAUCCCCACCUUCGAGGUGUUGGCCUUCAAAAACCGGACCCUGGGGCUGAUCGAUGCCUCCUGGAGCGCCAUCCGCAUAGGGCUCUAUGCCUUGCACCUAGAGAACUGGAUGCAGUUCUUCCCCCUCUCCCAGAUCCUCUUCGUCAGCGGGGAGCGGCUCAUCGUGGACCCCGCAGGGGAAAUGGCCAAAGUUCAGGAUUUUUUAGGCCUCACGCGUGUUGUGACUGAGAAGCAUUUCUAUUUCAAUAAAACCAAGGGGUUCCCUUGCCUCAAGAAGCCAGAAGACAGCGGCGCCCCCAGGUGCUUAGGCAAAAGCAAAGGUCGGACUCAUCCCCGCAUUGACCCGGAUGUGAUCCACAGACUGCGGAAAUUUUACAAGCCCUUCAACAUGAUGUUUUACCAAAUGACUGGUCAAAAUUUCCAGUGGGAGCAGGAAGAGGGUGACAAAUAA
Messenger RNA from Pipistrellus nathusii (Nathusius's pipistrelle), 1368 nucleotides. The record is from the annotation of a GenBank genome assembly. NCBI's taxonomy places the organism in Eukaryota, Metazoa, Chordata, Mammalia, Chiroptera, Vespertilionidae.